Molecule: messenger RNA, 2878 nt
Organism: Patella vulgata (common limpet)
Lineage: Eukaryota; Metazoa; Mollusca; Gastropoda; Patellidae
Product: tripartite motif-containing protein 2
Exons: 3
Coding region: 156-1307 (383 amino acids)
Biological process (GO): positive regulation of DNA-templated transcription
Cellular component (GO): chromatin; nucleoplasm
Molecular function (GO): zinc ion binding; ubiquitin-protein transferase activity
Source: RefSeq, a predicted model, not a curated record
CAUGCGUACUAAGGGACAAUCUUGAGUCAAUAACGGUGUAUAAUGAACAGUACACACUUACAGAAAGGAUACAUAUAAACAAAAAGUCGAUACAUAUCGCCUUUACUCUGAUAUCAGUGGACAGCUACACCUUAAAAGUUUCAAGUAGAACUAUAAUGGCAGCUAAAGCUUCCUUUUUUGAGAGGGAAGAAGCAGCAAUGAAAGAAGAAUUGACCAAAGAAAAACCUCCUGUCUUGAAGAAAAAUGAGGGAAUAUAUAACUCCCUGAACUCUCUCAAUAAACGGAGCAUGGUAUUGGAUGAAGAAAAUUUCGAAGAUGUGUUUUUAAGGUGCAAUGUCUGCAAGGAUCGUUUUUCGGAACCAGAUAAAACUCCCAAAAUUCUCAAUUGUCACCAUUCUUUCUGUAUGGAAUGUAUCCUUAAACUCUUUAAAACAGAGGCCGAGUAUCGUCUGACGUUGACGCCAUCUUUACGCGGUAUGCCUACAGCGGUAACAAUCCAUUGCCCGUCUUGUAGACACAAUUUCAUUUCGACGGAAGAGAAUCUGCGUCAACUACCAACAGACCAUCGCAUCGUUCAGUUAAUGGAUUUCGUAAAACAUACCGAUCGAUACACGGUGACAUUCUGCUCCAAACAUAACAUGCAACCAUUGAAUUUCUUCUGUGAACCCUGCAUAAAACCAGUUUGUCGUGAUUGCACCGUCAUCGAUCAUAGAGAGACAACUGGCCAUUUAGUCAUGGAUUUAGAACAAGCAAUGAAAAAAUAUACUCCAUUGCUUGAUAAAGCUUUAACCGAAAUGCAAAACGAAACAAAGCUAUUAGAAGAAAAACGCAUGGCUUUGGAAUCUACGAUCAUCCGACUUGACCGUACCAAAAUUGAUCUCCUGCAAAGUAUACAUCAGACUUUUGAUAAAAUUCGUGUCAGUUUGUGCGAGCGAGAGAGAGAAUUGCGGGAUAUUGCCGAAAGUGAAAUUACGAAAGAGAGGACCCGAUUAACUGAAAAGAUUCAAUUGUUGAAAGCCCGCAACACAACUCUAAAGGAACACAGUAAACAACUAAAAAGUGCCAAAGAUGAGUCCAACGUGGAAGAAAUGUUCCGUACUCAUCAGGAUAUACGAGAAAGUAGAAUAGCACCACCUAUAAAAGUUAGAGAAUUUGAUGAUGGUCUUCUGACCACAUUUUCGUUCAACUCGACAGAGGACGGCAUGCUUUUGUCUAAACUUUCGAAUUUCGGAGACAUUAAUUCUAAAGUCGAACAUGAUACCUUACGACCUCGCGGUGCAUUAAAGGCUCGGAUAGCACGGCGCUGACUAUAUAGCAGUAGCCUUGCUUAUUUAUCGUAUGCUUGUUGUAACUUUCGACCAUAAUUUUAAGAUAAUGAUAUGUAUAUGGCCGUUCAGCAAUACAUUUGGUCCCAUUUAUAAUGUUCCGAAAAUGUAGAUAAACCUUAACAGCGAUUCUCAGAGACCCAUGUCAUAUUCCUCCCCUUGGGAUCCCAGAUUGGCCAGAUUUCCUCCCCCAUUUUAAAAUGUUUUACUAUUAUGCGGUUAUUAUUGAAACUAAAUUGCUUUAUGAAUUGCAAUCAAAUGAAACAAAUCGGAUCCCUUUCGCUCCCAUGGCCACAGUUAACAAAUGUCACCCGAGCAUCGAAAAUUAACAUGAACAAGCUUUUCUAACCUCAAUAAUUCAAUAGUGCAAAAGAGGAUGCAGUCUGAAGCAGCACCUUUUUGUGAGCUGUUACUUCGUGUAUGGUUGUGUAUAUUGGUGUUUCAUUUGAUAUUUAUACAGUUUGGAGAUCCUCUCCUGGCUCAAAUCCCCCCCCCCCCCCGUUCCUAAUCGAGCUGAGAUUCGCUCGGUUAGAAAUUGUUCGCCUGGGAACCAAGUUUCCCCUGCUUGUGAAUCAUUUGGGCGGAUGAACACCUGGCAUGAGAUAUAUGUAAGAGAUAAAGUGACUCUAUGGUGAUCUUAUAUGGUUGUUGGUAAUCUUAAGUUACGAGAUCUAUACUCAUGUCCAAAAGAAAGUAUACGCUGUGCAUUUCAUACUGCAUCAACCAAAGUCGUUUUUCCAUUCUAUACGGUAUUUGGGUACAAUUUCAAUUUGUUUUACCUUUUGUUGCUUAGAAAUGUUGAGUUUGGAUGCAAGAGACAAGCUCAGUAAUGUUUUAUCAAUUGUUUUUAAUCUAAACAAAACUUAGACAUAUUUUUAGUGUGUAUACUUUCUUUUGGACAUCAGUAUACUUUAAUAUACCCUUUUUACUAGUUGUCCAGGAAUAUUUUAUUAUUCUUUGACAACUGUGAUACAUUUCUUCAGUCUUCAUUCAUUUUCUUUAUACAAAAAAAUUAUAAUUGAAAGGGGUCUAAUAUGACUUAAAGGUACAAUAUUCCAGACUAAAAGAAAUAUAGACUUUAAGUCCACACACAUUAAAAAAUAACCCCAUCAAAAGGCAGAUUGGUCCAAUAAUUAUCAGUCAUCAAAGGUAAUUGAGGCCCUCUAAAGUUGUUGUUAUUUUCUAUUGAUUUUAAUAAGAUCAUCACUUUAUAAUGCAUGUUCCAGUUUUGUUUAGCAGUAGAACAUGCCCAAAAUAGCUAAUUCCAAAGCAUUUCCUUAAACCACAUUUUGACAACACAACGCCUCUAUAUCUUGGUAAAUUUUCGGAGUUGUAUUUUCUUUAUAAACUUUUUUUUCGUCUUGAAAUAUUACAUUAUGGCGGUGGUCAUUAUUUAUUUACGUGAUUAUUGAAUUAAUUUUCGGCUACGGUUCUUAAGAUUUGUGGUUAAUGUUAUUAUGAUGUUUGAACAUAUCUAGUCAUUGAAAUGUUUAUUAUGUAAAGCAUUUUAUUAGAUACCCUAUUUAAGAAAAGAAAACAAUCUCCCCAAUGUC